Molecule: messenger RNA, 2261 nt
Organism: Papilio polytes (common Mormon)
Lineage: Eukaryota; Metazoa; Arthropoda; Insecta; Lepidoptera; Papilionidae
Exons: 4
Source: RefSeq, a predicted model, not a curated record
UAUCACUAGUCAGAUUGUAUAAUGAACAAAUUCGCAAUUGUUCGGUUACACAUGAAUACGUCAGUGAUAAAAGAAUUCUAAGGCCACACGCAUGUGGGUGAAAUUAAGAUAUGAGUGUAUCUAGUAAAUGUUUACAGUGGGUUUCCACUGACGAGACAAUCUUUUAACAUUAUCAUCAUUCAUUCUCGUUGAAAAAAUUGAGAUAUUAUUAUUUUGUUUUGUUCCUGCCUCAGUGCAAACGGACCCUAAGUUUGUGUACUACACGUAUUGAUAAUUGUAAAGCCAAUGCCCUUGUCUUUUUUAAAUUUUCCUUAAAAAAUAAACUAAAAUGCACAUCAGUUUCUCUUUGUAUUGGAAAAUGCACAAAAUUCUGUACCCGCAAAUCUUUUAAUUCGUAAAAAGUAUAAAAAUGAAGAUUCACAGGAAGAGGAAAUAUGCUCUUUAUGUCCGUCUUCUCCACUGACGAUAAAGGGAGACGCACUGCAAUUACGGAUGUUUGGGUCACUUCGCUAUUUCGGCGAAUUGACUUUAUGAAUCAGAACGGAUAAGAACAUUUUGGUUCUUUUAUUUCAGCUGUAACUUAGGUUAUAGGUUUAUUUUAUCUUGAAUCCGUAUUACGUACUUGUUAUUUCUAAAUGUACCCUUGAGAUCUAUGUUUUCUAAUAUAUGUAAAUAUCUUACUUUCAAAACAAGGUAAGUCUACCUGACCUCAUUCUAAUUAAACAUCAAAUAUCCAUAUCGCCUAUGUUUCACGAUUCUAAGAAAAAUAUAUCAUCUUUUCUUAUGUUAAUUUAUUUAUCUUUAUAACUAAUCGAUGUCGAGGAUAUUUCCCUUUCAAUGCAUCCGUCAGAUUCAUUUUCCCUUCCAAUCCUUUUUUUAUAAGGGAAACAGGACCGUCUACCUUUACUCCCCACUUUAUGUUCCCCACCUUUGAUAUUCUCAUGACUUUUUAAAAGCUUAUACUCACCAAUGAGGUAAACGUCUAACUAAAAGUCUCCAUUUAGACAAAAGUGCUAAUAAUUUCUAUUGAGUUUAAAUUGGCAGGAAUACUCUGUUCAGAACUAGGUACAGCGUUGGAGAAUAGGCGCAACACUAGAUUAUCUGCAUAGACGUCCCAUCCCUAACUCACACCUGUCAAUGUCAGACGUAUUGGACAUCGCGCCAUCCUGGCGGGAUCUCUGGCUCUGAGUGUUUACAUUAAUUACGCUAGUUGCAAUUAUAUUAACUGAUAAAAAUUCAUAACAUUAAUUUGUGAAACCAAAAAAGUUCCUAUCGUAUUUUCUAUGCGUAUUACCUUUAUUUAUUUUGUCCCCUUAUCACUAUUUGAUAUCAUAAUAAGGUAUUUAAAACAUUUUCUAGCGGCGCUUCAUUCAGACAACGCUUGUCAUCUGUCUUGGCGGGAAAAUUGACAGUUCGGCAUUUUUAAUUUCGUUUUUUUAAAUAGUUUUAAGGCAAUUAAGAAAGGUAUGAAAUUUAAUUCUUUAUAGCUUUUAAAUUAUUAAUCUUUUAAGUUAUAGUGCGUAUUAGAUAAAGACAUUUAUUUUUGAGGUUAUAAAAUAUCUACAUAUCAGUUAUAGUAAUAUUUUUUUCCAGAUGAUAAUCAAAACUUUAUGUUUUCUGCUUGCUGCUAUAAACUACGGGCGAAGUCAAAAUUCUAAUUGUUUUUUUACUGACAAUGUGGAACCAAACCGCGUGUACUACGUGUAUAGCCCGGGCUACCCCCGCAACUACACCCCGGGGGUGCAGUGUCGGUGGAUCGGCAUCUGUCCUGCUGGCUAUCACUGCAAGCUCGAUUGCCCCGAUAUUAAUAUACCCCAGAGCAAUAAUUGAUCGAUGGAUCGUCUGGUGAUAUCAAGGACAGGAGAUUCUCAGAUGUCAAGUUCAAAAUCCUACUGCGGCAGAGGUACGCUCAGCGUGACAUCUGUAGCACAGAGAAUAUCAAUAGAUUUGAUGUCGUCAUACAACAGCACCGGCGGCCGCUUCCUCUGUCAAUUGACAGCACGGCGAUAGCUUGGAUUCAAUAAUCCUGACCGAUUUGUCGGUUGAAAAUGAAUCGGAAUUUGUUGUAAAGCCUAACUUACUUAAGUAUAAUAGUAAAAUGUUUAUUUUAUAUUGUUUAAUACCUCAUAAAUCAAAUGUCUAUCAGGAAUAAAUAUUACAAAUGUUUCAAAAAAUACAAGAACCCGAGAAAUUAUGAACAUUUCGCAACUUUGCGAUUGAAAUCCAAGACACACCAGAAUCUUGUAAAAACCUCUUUUUAG